Messenger RNA from Rotaria socialis, 1791 nucleotides. The record is from the annotation of a GenBank genome assembly. NCBI's taxonomy places the organism in Eukaryota, Metazoa, Rotifera, Eurotatoria, Philodinida, Philodinidae.
AUGCAACGAAUAAAACGAAAAUUGGACGACAUUGUUCAUAAUAAUGAUAACAACAAAAAACAAAAAUUAUUAGUAACAACAAAUAAAUUUCAUUUUGAAAAUUUAGCAAAUGAAAUAAUUUAUGAGAUAUUUGAAUAUCUUGAUGUUUACGAUAUUUAUUAUGGCUUCUAUUAUCUUAAUAAUCGAUUUAAAAACUUAGUUAGUAAUUCAAAUAUCCAUUUUCAAGUUAAUAUUUCGACAAUAUCAAAAUCAAAUUUUGAAUCUUAUCAUGAAAAUGUUAUUAAACCAAAUAAACAUCGGAUAAAAAUUCUUCGUUUAUCCAAUUCAUUUACGGUUGAUAUUAUUUUUUCACCACCACGUAUUAUUUGUGAUUUUAUACAACUUGAAAAAUUAAUUUUCGAUAAUAUUCAUUCAAAAUAUCUUAAUAACAUUCUUAAGCAUUUAAUUCAUUUACCAAAGUUACAUUCAUUAGUUCUUUCUCCUAUUGAUAACAUUCAAAAUCCGAGUUUUAUUUUUACUCAUAUAUUUGAUUUAACAAAAUUAAAAUAUUGUAAAAUAAAAUAUAAUGAACAUGCAUUACCGAUAGAUUUUGAUGAAUGCAAACAAAGUUCUAUUGAAUAUCUUAUAAUUGAUAGUCCUUUUCGAUAUGAAUCAUUUAAAAAAUUAUUAAUUUGUCUUCCAAAACUUCGUCAUUUAUCAAUUAAUUCUCUUAUUGGAUCAAAUCAUGCCGAGAUAGAUUUCUAUCCAAUUGUAUUAAAAGACUUAAAAUAUGUCUCGUUUGGACUUUGCUCGAUUAAUUUCCAUCAAUUUGAAAUGUUAAUAAAAAACUUUUUUAAUUCUAUUGAAAUUUUACAUAUUUCAACAUAUAAAAAUUCAGCAUAUUCACGUGCAAAACAAUGGGAAGAAUUAAUUUCAUCUUCAAUGCCAAAUUUACGUAUUUUUGAUUUACAAAAUCAUUAUACUGAAGCAAUGGAUAGAUUCUUAUAUCUUUGUUUAAGUGGUCAAUAUAAAUCAAAAUUUUGGAUUGAAAAACAAUGGUUUUUCGAACACGAACAUGAUUGCCACGAAAGUUCAAAUAAUGGAAUUUUUUUUUCAACAAAUCCAUAUCGAAGAAAAGAUUAUACAUUCCAUUGGGGAUUCCAUGACUACAAUCAUUUACAUUCUCAAAAACGUAAUUUCAAAUCAGUUAAACAUAUUUAUAUUUGUGGUAAGCGAGCUGUGAACAAUUCUGCUAGCUAUUCCCCCAAUGUAACUGAAUUAACGGUUAAAAAUUAUGCUAGAACAUAUCAUGGUUCAAUUUUUAUAGCUCUUGAUCAAAUUAUUCCUUUAAAACAACUUAGCAAACUGAUUAUUGAUUGUAAUGAUUUUCCAAUUAAAGAACUUCGGAAUUUAAUAAGUCUCACACCUAAUUUACGUACAUUAAAAUGGAAUUUUCAAUCUAUUGAUGAAACAAAAUCAAAAUUAAUUCAACAAAGUGAAAUUUUUCAAUCUACAUCAAGUACAAAUAAAAUUCAAAAUUUAGAAAUUUUUCAUUGUUGUUCAUUAGAAGAAAUUAAUUUUGUCGUUAAUUUAUUCCCACAAUUAGAAUGUCUUAAAACUGGAAUAUGUAGAAAAGAAAUCGUUCCGAUUACGCGAUGUAUCUUAUCAAAAAUGCAUCAUUUAUUUUACUUAUGUAUUACAGAUAUACCUAAAACAUAUUUACAAAAAUUUAAUGUUUUAAUUAAAUCAGAAAAUUUACUUGAUGAUUAUUUUAUUAAAUUUGUUGAUCAUGACUUGUAUUUCUGGUGGUAA